AACUGCUACUGCUACUUCUACUACAUACUACACUACAAAUGAAAAGACCUUAAUAUUUCGGGGAGGACGCCGCUGAGCGGACGAAGCAUGGGAAAGCUAGCCGGUCAUUGUUCAAUGCCUGAGGCUUCUGAAAGGGCAAGGACUGACAUUCCCAUGCAUCGGACACUCCACUGAACAAGUAAGGAAGAAGACACGCCCUACUGUAGCAGUUGGUGGCCGUUGGUUUCUCUCUAGGGCACAUCGAUACCUAGAGCGUGUCCUGAUGUUAAAGCGAUUAUUCGAGAUUAGACAUUCAUCUUGGCUCUUCAGCAGCCGCGCAUGCCUGCCAUACAUCAUAAAAGAACAACCGCGCACCUCCACGCAACCGCGCACCUCCACGCAACCGCGCACCUCCACGCAACCGCGCACCUCCACGCAACCGCGCACCUCCACGCAACCGCGCACCUCCACGCAGCCGCGCACCUCCACGCAACCGCGCGCCUCCACGCAGCCGCGCGCCAUAGAUAUAACUGUUCACCACACAACCGCGCACCCCGCGCCUCGUCUGUAGGUAGCGAGUGACACGCACGCACCACCAUGGGCGGGGGGCAACCUUGAGACAACUUAGAGGCUUACAAUACACACAGGCACCCCAGCUGGAGCUGGACCCGCUACGCAGUAACGUGACCUGGGCCGCGCCUCUGUGAAGGUGGCCUGGCUUCAUUGAACAACGGCGAGCAGAGAGGGCCGUCUGGGUUUACCGCAAAUUUACUCGAGACUGAGACGAACCCCGAGCCGUGCCUCUCCGUAGAUCGGCUCGCAAUCUGUGCCGGCCUUACGCUUGCGGGUGUGUGACAUCUGGCGCCAUAUGCGCCGACUAGACCCAAGAUCUUCCGGGAGGGUGUGUACCUGCAGCUUCGUCGACGUGCCGCCCAUAUGCGUCCUCGUUCGAGAUAUGUACUUACAUCAUAGACACACUUGAUUCGACUUACUGCAUUAUUCUACGCAAUUCAAACGCCUCAGUAUAUAACUUACUGUACUCACUACUUAGUUCUUUCUGGCGUCGUCAAUACUAUACAUCGUUCUUUUUUAGUACUAGGAUUCUCUAUUUUUUGAAGUUGUCGGUCUACGACUACUAUGAUGACCACGUUCUUAUCGGUGGAAAAAAGAAUAUACACUAGCAAAUGCUGUAGUAACCGCCGGCAGGGAAAAAGAAAAUGAAAAUCAAUGUUGAGUCGGAGGGAUUAUAUUUUAUGGAUUGGCGGUUCUCACGUUGCAAGGGUACUAGAGCUUUGGGCGAACACUAGAAGUUAAGUGGAUUAUUACAUGGGUGUGGCAGCAGCUCAUCGGCGGUAUACCGUAGGACAAUGAUGGGACUCUAAAUUUUCAAUUUGAGGUGGCUCAGAAGUGGGCGCUUAGAUAUAGUCGCGUCGUUGUAACCUGCAGCUUGUGCUGCUGCUAGAUUUACUCAGAAAUACUUACCAUUUUAUUUACCUUUAUUUUUACUACUUACAUAUGCUCUAAUAUUAUUUGAGCUCUAGUUUACGACCAUGAAUCAUGACUAUGAAGAACAUCAUAUCGUUUGUCAUCAUGAUAUCACGCAGUCAGAAGCCUUGCAGCUGAACUCUGCACGUACCCGUAGUCGCUGAUGGGAGCUAAAAUGCGCCCGAGGACAACUUGCGCUCCGCGAGCAGGUAAAUGUGACUUUGAAACAAGUCAAAGUUGCCAUUAGGAGUUAUUUUCCAAGCAAAAUUAUGUUGAAAUAGACCCAUAAUCGACCCUUGAUAAUUGAGGAACCCGACCCCCUUCUCUUGUCGCAGUUUACUAUCCCUACCACUAUGAAUAUUCAACAUUUCCAAAGUGGAAGAACUACACUACUAAGUAGUACAAAAGAAAUAAAAAUAUUAUAAAUGAUCGCGUCAGACGAAGAUGUUAAUAUCGUGUUGCCAUCAUCCUCGGAGUCGAGUCAGGUGCCGGGCGGACUCGUUGUGCAGGA
Messenger RNA from Amoebophrya sp. A25, 1975 nucleotides. The record is from the annotation of a GenBank genome assembly. Lineage: Eukaryota; Dinophyceae; Syndiniales; Amoebophryaceae.